Molecule: messenger RNA, 1996 nt
Organism: Mya arenaria
Lineage: Eukaryota; Metazoa; Mollusca; Bivalvia; Myida; Myidae
Product: protein draper-like
Exons: 9
Coding region: 287-1453 (388 amino acids)
Molecular function (GO): scavenger receptor activity
Source: RefSeq, a predicted model, not a curated record
AAAUAAUACGUUCAUUUCUUAUUUAAAAUCUUGAAGUGUACAGAUACGAGGAAUGCAGCACUUGAAAUUAGUUAUGAAAUCAAAGUUAGAAAAAUACUGCAGAAAAUUCUUUAUUAAUGAUUAGUUUGCAGUAUAAUUUAAUAAAUAUAACUAUUUGCUAAAAGAUUGCAACAAUACUCGUAAGAAUGAUAUAACACAGGAAUCGGAAACAGAGACUUGUAUUGUGUUGCAGUUGAAUUUCAGACAGCUGCCUUACCUCAGAUACGAUAUCUUUACAGAGGGAAAAAUGUGCGAAGAACUUAAGAGGGUGAUCGUUUUCUUGAUUUUGAACAUUUUUACCAAUGUUUUGGUAUUAGCGACCGGGAAUCAAGUGAAAGGAAGCGCAAAUCAGUCGUCACAAUACCGUACAUGCUCCGCAGAAAAAGCCUUCGACGGUGAAACAAUCUUCCAUGAAUCUGAAUCUCGUUGCACAUGCAGUGCUACAGCUGUUCGUCAAAUACCUCGGUGGUGGGAAAUGAAUUUUGGAUCCAAGCAUUUGAUUGGUUCCAUAAAAGUCAUCGGUCGUGAUGGUUUCGGAAGAGAGCAAAGUCAAAGCCUUGCUGCUUAUAUAAGUAAUGAUACGAUGGAAACAAACAGUGGUACAGUUGUUCACUUGCCUGAUUCGAAUACUAUUGGGUUAAUCGUGCAGUUUAAUCACGCUCCUCGGGUAGCCCAGUAUAUCAACAUAAAAAAAGAUGGUGCAAAUGACGUGAUGACUAUUUGUGAAGUAGAAGUAUUCGGAGCAAAAUGUCCGUCAGGAUAUUUUGGUGACAUGUGUGUGCGAAGAUGUCAUUGUAAGAACCAAUGUGAAGUUAUUUCUGGUCACUGCACCGAAUGUGAGCCGGGUUGGAAGCCACCUACAUGUGAAACUGCAUGCCAUUCUGGGUUCUACGAUGACUGCAAACAAGUGUGUGGGAAUUGUAAGCAGCCUCCAUGUAACAAAAUUGAUGGCUAUUGCACGGGUGGGUGUGCAGAAGGAUUUGCUGGAGAUAAAUGUGACCAAGAAUGUCCCACUGGCAGAUAUGGCGACUACUGCUCUAGGAAUUGUAGUCAACAUUGUAUUGCUGAAGAGUGUCACCGUGUCAACGGGAUGUGCAACCAUGGAUGCAAGCCUGGAUAUAAUUUCCAGAUAGAUCCAAAGUGUGAAACUCAUUAUAAGGAGGAGCGGAUGUUUACCGUCUACGAGGUUGCCGGGGUGGCUGGAGUGUCGGUAGCAGGAUGUCUUCUCCUUCUCGGACUGGUAUUUGCUUGUAUUCUUGGAUAUAGAAGAUACAAGUCGGCAUCAAAGGAAAGAGACACAACUAACGUUAUUCCAGACAUCGACUAUGUUAAUACGGGGAGAGCAUACGAAGGGCCGAACGAAGUACAGCUUCAAAACAGCGAUGAACAUAUCUAUCAGACUAUCCAGAACUGACGCGUGUCAAGAACUUUUCUCUGUGUGAGGAUGCGAUGAAAAUCAUAGUUUAUUUCAAUAGAACUGCCACAUAUUUUGUGCGUUCUUUCAUUACACGUACAUACUUAUUUGUGUUUUUCAGUGACAUGCAAACUAUUUUAUCAAACUUGAAAUCCAAGGCUGACUUUAGUUAACCCUUUAUGUUAAUGGUUAUAUUGUGGUUUAUUAUACACUCAGCUGUUAUUUGGUAUUUCAAUGUAGUUCUGAUGACCCAAAUACCCAUAAUGGAAGUUCAUGAGUCGACUUUAUUUACGGUGUGUGCACAAAUCAAAAGAGCAGAGCUACAUGGUUUAAUGUAUAACAAUAAGUCAAUGGUACCAUUUUAUACUCAAUCAUCAUUCCAAAUUGAUAUACUGCAUUGUUCAAUAUGUAUGUUUGUUGUUAUGCUUUCAUGAGCCUUUGUGUAUUGCGUAUGUUACAAAAAGGUAUUAAUAUGUAUUUAUGUAAGUGUAUAAAUAUACAUGAUAGCUUCUUUUUAAUUAGUUGCUGCAUGUUUUGUUUCUU